UACGCUCCGCCGUGGCUGCUGCUUGUUUAGCGGGGGUCGCCUUGACUCCAGUGGGCGGCUUCAUUGUUUUUUUGUUUUGCCCACCGCGAUCCGUAAGGGAAAGAAAGGCGGAGGAAAGGCCACGCACGGCUGGGCGCGCUUGGCGGCAGGAGGAGGCGCGACGGGGCUGUUUUGUUCACCACCGACGGACUCUCCGACCGACUGACCGACCCAACCAACGCCGUUCGGCGCUCCUGUCAGUCGGUGAGGGGCGCGGGUAGGAGGCGGGUUCCUUCUUCUUGCCCUCGUUGGCGGGUAUGAGAAGGCCCUGCCGAACGGCAGCAGCACAAACUGCGGUCCUGCAGAGCCUGACGCAGAACCGGGCCCGGAGCCUCGACUGCUCCUGACAACGCAACCCACAGCCUCCGCCGCCGCCGUCUCGCCAUGCGUCCCGCGCGGUGGUGGUCGGGGCCGGCCCUGGCUUUGGCCUUGGCCGUGGCUCUGGCUGGGAUGGGCACCUGGAGCCUGGCCAAGGUUUGUCCAAGUAUAGACAUCCGGAAUAACAUGACCAAUUUCAGCCUGCUUGAGAAUUGUACUGUGGUUGAGGGACAUUUGCAGAUCUUGCUUUUGUUCAGAACUAAGGCUGAGGAUUUUCGAGAUCUCAGCUUUCCUAUGCUGACAAUGGUAACUGAAUACGUCUUGCUAUUCCGGGUCUACGGUGUGGAGAGCUUCAGGAGGCUUUUCCCCAAUCUGACUGUGAUCCGUGGGACUCAUCUCUUUUUCAACUAUGCUUUGGUCAUCUUUGAGAUGGUUCACUUGAAAGAGAUUGGCCUUUACAGCCUGAUGAACAUUACCCGAGGGUCUGUACGGAUUGAGAAGAAUGCUGAGCUCUGCUUUUUGUCAACCAUUGACUGGUCUCGGAUUUUGGACUCUGUAGAAGAUAAUUAUAUUGUUGCUAACAAAGAUAAUAAUGAGUGUGGACAUGUAUGCCCAGGAACAAUGCAAGGGAAAAGCACCUGUCCUCAAACUGUGGUCAAUGGUGAUUUCACUGAGCGUUGUUGGAGUCAUGCCCAUUGCCAGAGAGUGUGUCCUCCCGCAUGUAAGUCUCAGGGCUGUACCUCAACUGGCAAGUGCUGCCAUACAGAGUGCCUUGGCAACUGCAUUGAGCCCAACAAUCCAGAGAAGUGUGUGGCAUGCCGGAAUUUCUUUUUGGAUGGCAGGUGUAUAGAAAAAUGUCCACCUAAUUACUAUCGCUACAAAGGCUGGCGGUGUGUGACUUUCAACUUCUGUCAGGAGCUACACAAUAAAUGCAAGAUGGCCCGCAAGUCCGAAUGCCAUGUUAUCCACAAUGGCGAAUGCAUCUCUGAGUGCCCUUCCGGUUACAUCUUGAACUCUACCAACUUGCUCUGCACACCCUGUGCGGGUCUUUGUCCCAAAACCUGUGAUAUGGGUGAGGGAAAGAUAAUAGAUUCGGUUACUGCUGCACAGGCUCUCCGAGGCUGCACCGUUGUGAAUGGAAGCUUGACUAUCAACAUUCGUGGAGGAACUAACAUUGCUGCUGAGUUGGAAGCCAACCUUGGUUUGAUUGAAGAAAUAACAGGUUAUUUGAAAAUUCGUCGCUCCUAUGCCCUGGUGUCUCUCUCUUUUUUCCGCAAGCUGCAUCUGAUCAGAGGACAGACUUUGGAAGCAGGAAAUUAUUCAUUUUAUGCCCUGGACAACCAGAAUCUCCGCCAGCUUUGGGACUGGAGCAAACACAAUCUCACUAUUGCCCGAGGGAAGCUGUUCUUCUACUACAACCCCAAAUUGUGCCUGUCAGAAAUCCAUAAGAUGGAAGAGAUCUCAGGAACAAAAGGGCGCCAGGAGAAGAAUGAUAUUGCUCUCAAGACCAACGGUGACCAGGCUUCUUGUGAGAAUGAAUUGCUGAAGUUUACUAAGAUAAAAACAUCCAGUGACAAAAUUGUACUGAAAUGGGAGCCAUAUUGGCCACUGGACUUCCGUGACCUUUUGGGCUUCAUGGUGUUCUAUAAGGAAGCUCCCUUUCGGAACGUGACGGAAUUUGAUGGCCAGGAUGUUUGUGGCUCCAACAGCUGGACGGUGGUGGAUAUUGAACCUCCUUCCCGGGCAUCCGAUGCCAAACUCAAAGACCCUGGAUAUCUGAUGCGGGGCCUGAAAGCCUGGACUCAGUAUGCCAUUUUUGUGAAGACACUGGUCACGCAUACAGAUGAGCAGAAAAUCUAUGGGGCAAAGAGCGAGAUCAUAUACAUUCGAACUAAUGCUUCUGUGCCAAGUGUCCCCCAGGAUCCAUUUUCUGUUUCCAACUCUUCAUCACAGAUCAUUCUGAAGUGGAAGCCACCGUCUCAUCCCAAUGGGAAUAUUACACAUUAUAUGAUAUCCUGGGAACAACAAAGUGAAGACAGUGAACUCUAUGAACUAGAUUAUUGCCUGAAGGGCUUGAAGCUACCCUCUUGGACAUGGUCUCCCCCUCUAAUAGAAGACAACUUCAAGCACAAUGGGACUGAGGGUGACAAAAGAAGUGAAAACUGUUGUACCUGCCCUAAAACAGACUCUCAGAUCAAGAGGGACUUGGAGGAAUCUGCCUUCAGGAAGACUUUUGAGAAUUACCUGCACAAUGAAGUCUUUGUUCAGAGGCCAGCAGAAGGAUCAAGGAGGCGACGAGAUCUUGGGAGAGUUGCUAAUAGCACCAUGGUGGCUCCAACCAUGCUGGGCUUGCUAAACAUGUCCACGACAACACCGGAGGUCCCAGAGGAACCGAAGCCUUUUCAGAUGAUGGUUUUCAAGGAGUCCGUAGUCAUAUCCAACUUGCAACACUUCACAGGGUACCGGAUUGAGAUCCAAGCCUGUAACCGUGAAGCUUUAACAGUAUGCAGCGUUGCAGCCUAUGUCAGCGCCAGGACCAUGCCAGAAGUGAAAGCAGAUGACAUCGUUGGACCGGUGACUCAUGUGUUAAUAGACAAGAAUGCAGUCCACUUAAAGUGGCAGGAGCCGAAGGAGCCAAAUGGCCUGAUCAUCCUCUAUGAAAUAAACUAUGGACGCCUUGGAGACUCAGAGGAACAACGCCAUUGUGUGUCUCGUCGACAGUUCUCCAGUGAGCAGGGCUACAAGCUGAAAGGGCUGCAGCCUGGAAACUUCAGUGUGCGCAUCCGAGCUACUUCCUUGGCUGGGAAUGGGUCAUGGACAGAACCCAUCUACUUUUACAUUUCUGAUUAUUUGAAUGCUCCCACCAAUCUUAUAGCCAUCAUUGUUCCAAUCAUUUCCGCUGUCUUUUUAAUCAUGUUUAUUGGAGGAGCUUAUGUCUUUAUCAAAAAAAGGCAAACAGAAGGACCAACAGGACCACUCUAUGCGUCUUCUAAUCCAGAGUAUCUCAGUGCCAGUGAUGUUUACAUCCCUGAUGAAUGGGAGGUCCCACGGGAGAAAAUUGCCCUCCUGCAAGAGCUGGGACAAGGCUCCUUUGGCAUGGUGUAUGAGGGAAUUGCCAAAGAUAUUGUGAAAGGCGAGGCAGAGACACGAGUAGCAGUCAAAACGGUUAACGAAUCUGCCAGCCUGCGUGAGCGUAUUGAGUUCCUCAACGAGGCAUCUGUGAUGAAAGGUUUCAGCUGCCACCACGUGGUUCGUCUCUUAGGAGUAGUAUCAAAAGGGCAACCAACACUAGUAGUUAUGGAGCUGAUGGCACAUGGAGACCUGAAAAGCUAUUUGAGGUCUUUACGGCCAGAUGCAGAGAAUAAUCCUGGCCGGCCGCCUCCAACUCUCCAAGAGAUGAUUCAGAUGGCUGCUGAGAUUGCUGAUGGCAUGGCUUAUCUGAAUGCCAAGAAAUUCGUCCAUAGAGAUUUGGCAGCGCGAAACUGUAUGGUGGCUGAAGAUUUCACAGUCAAAAUCGGAGACUUUGGCAUGACCAGAGAUAUCUAUGAGACAGACUAUUACCGCAAAGGAGGAAAAGGUCUGCUGCCUGUGCGCUGGAUGGCUCCAGAGUCACUGAAGGAUGGUGUCUUUACAGCCUAUUCCGAUGUGUGGUCUUUUGGCGUUGUCCUUUGGGAGAUCAGCAGUUUAGCAGAGCAGCCUUACCAAGGACUCUCCAAUGAGCAGGUCCUCAAGUUUGUCAUGGAUGGGGGUUGCCUUGAAUGGCCAGAAAACUGUGCAGAGAGACUCCACAACCUCAUGCAGAUGUGUUGGCAGUACAAUCCCAAGAUGCGCCCUUCCUUCAUCGAGAUCAUUGAAAUGCUGAAGGAUGAUCUUCACCUGACUUUCCGAGAAGUCUCCUUUUUCUAUAGUGAGGAGAAUAAGCCACCAGAAACAGAAGAGUAUGAGCUGGACUUUGAAAACAUGGAGAGCAUCCCUCUUGACCCAGCCUCUUACACUCAGCGGGAUGAGAUCCUAGGGCGGGAUAAUGGGCCCUCUCUAGGGUUCAAAGGGAACUAUGAGGAGCACAUCCCUUACACUCACAUGAAUGGUGGCAAGAAGAAUGGCCGUAUCCUCUCCAUGCCUCACUCAAGCCCAUCCUAAUAGCUCCCCUGGCUUUUCCUCAUGAUACAAAUCUCAGGACUUGCAGUAUUGCUGGUACAGCAUUUGAGACACACCGACUCACUUUCUAUUCAGAUUUUUAAUCAUCAAAACAGAAUGACCAUUUGGGAUAGGGGAGGGUGUCUUGUGUGUUUCUGUUCUCUUCUUCUUUUUUGGUGCAACAAUUCACUUGCUGUCAGCAGACUUUUAUCUGUGAAACAAAUGGACAGUUCUGUGGCUGCUGAUCUCCUUGUGCGACUCUUGAUUUUGAGAUGGGAAGUGAUUUUACACAGUGACGUCAGAAAAGAGAACUUCGGUCUACCCUUGUUCUGCGCAGAGGAACGACGGGUUCUCUCUACUACUGCAGGGAAGGGAGCCUUGGACUGGAUCAUUCCCAAGCAGAACCUGAAGCUCUUCUCUUCUGCCAGCCUCUCUGGAGAGCCUCUUUUGUGAUUUUUAGCAUUUAAAAAAAAAAAAAAGACUGAAGGAUCUUCAGGAUGUGUGUGGAAUAUGGUCUGUCUUUUUCCUUUGAUUUGACCAACAGCUGCUGCUUUUCUCCUUAAUGGAUUAACUAACUAGUAUGUGUGCCCUGAAUGUGUAUGUGUGUGCGUAUGGAGGUAGAGGUGAAAAUGGAUAAGUCCUUUUGUACAUAAGUUUUAUCUAACCACAGAGGUGAGAGGGUGUCCCUGUCCUUCCUGCCUGGCCCAAAUUCCUCUGACACGAAUGAAUUUUGAAUACAUUAUUUUUAUACUAAAGAACUCUUUGGGGGGGUUGCAUCUCCUCUGCCAUUCAGCAAAACGAGGUAGCCAAAGUGGUAGCCAAUAUUCUGUUUAGGAUUUUGUGAGACAUUACAAGACUAAACAAGGCAAAACAAGCCAAAUUCUCUCCCCUUCUUCUUACCGACCUGCCUCAUGACUCUAGAGCUCUGGUUAGCAUUAAGUGUAUAUGUUUGUUGUGACAUAUUUAAAUCAUAGAUAGUGAUCCACCGUAUAAAUUAUUGACACCUUCCUCGAUCUUGUUUGUUUGUUUAUUUGUUUAGCUUUUGCCCUAUCAAGGGGAAAAGAGGAGGAGCUUGCUUGUUUGGUCUUUAAGGGGCCUUAAGUGUGUAAGCUGAUUCUGGCAAGUUAAGUGCUAGGAGAUAUAGUGCACAAACCUGUACUUUAAUAUUCAUAUGAUAGAGUGGCAAGUGCAUAUUAAUUUUUCAAAAUACCCCACCCCCGUUACGCAAAUUCUGAAACAGUUGGACACCAACAGUGAAAUCAAGCCUUAGCAGCUCUUACCGGAGGUCUCUUAGCUCUGAAAGUUACAUGGAGCCUGGCUACCUUUUACUGAUUUCUGUUACUCUUCCCCUUCCCAAUUUGUGGGGGUUGUUUCAGUAUGUGUCUGGACCAGGGAAGAGCUACAUAAUCUCUCAACUAGAAAACAUUCUAGCUAAGGGAGAGAAAAAAGAAUCAAAACCAGCUCCUUCUGCUUACAUGGAGCAAAGUGAUCAUGUAAAUUGAACUCUGGAACAUCCACACGCAGCCUGUGAGUCAGUGGUUGUGGUUUUCCCCUUGGGUUUCUCCUGCCAUUUCUGUUUAAUAAGCACAGUGUAUGAUGGGGCCAGAGAGUAAAUAUCCAGUGGCACACUAUCCGCCCCCCAAUUUACUUGCACACCUUUGUGUAAAAUGAACAGAAGCAACGCAGGCACCUUCCUCAGACCUGCACUCAAACUUCUGUGGAAGAACUGUGUGGAAGAAAAUAGGAUUUUCCGAAGUGUUAUCUGUUCCAGCAUUUUGUUCCAUCAGUGGUUAACCAGUGCCCCAGUUGGUAACCUCCAAGGAAAGGCAGCCUUGUUGGUCCCAAAACAAUUGAUGCUCAACUAUUACUUAUGGAUAUGGAGCUUGGAGGGUCUGUACUAUAGUCUGUUGAAAAUUUAUCUUUUAAAAUCCUGUAGGCCCAAAGACUGCUAGAAGAUGAAUUUAAAAAGGGAAGCAGAGAAAGAUGGCAUAUUUUUAAAGUUUACCAAUUAGAAAGGAUAUAAUCUUUUUACAUGUGUGCCAAUGCUAUCUUCGUUUGUUUCUCCAUCAGUGAAUAUUAUGUAUUUCAGUCCCCAUCGGUAUAGAGUAUGUGUUCGGAAGUACUUCUCUUGAGGUUAUGAAGUUCAGAAGAAGCUUCUGAAUUUAGUUUUCAAAUGGUGUCUCCCCAAUCUCCAGUGCACUUUAACCUUUUUGUUGCCUGCCCAUACCUUCCCCCAGUCUUCCCCAUAAGUAUGUGGGUUCUGUCUUAAUCAUGUAUAUCUCUGAAGUUCCAACUUCACAUUUCAAGUGCUCUUCAGUGCAAGAUGAAUCUGUUCAUCUGCUGAAAAAGGACCUCACCAGAAGCUUUCUUUAUCUUAGUUUUCCUGUGUUUUACAUAAGCUUUUAAUUUUUUUUCCUUAUAAUGUGAAUUUUUAUGAAAAAUUAAACAACAAAAGGAUUGUGUUAUCAUUAUUAAAAAAAAAAAAGCAAAUUUUAGGAGUUUGGGUUUCAAAUCUGUUUAAACCUUAAACUCUUGAACUUGUCAGUGUUUUACAAUUAAGCCUUGCAGGCUAGCAGAGCUGGUGUGUAGCUCUUCUUAUUUUAGCCCAUCUGUUUCUCCAAUUAGUUGGCAUGAAAGAAGAAGGAUGGUCUCCAGGGAUUUUCUCUUUUUCACUUCCCUCUUUCAUCCUGAAGUGCUUCUAGAUUUAUUUAUUUUUUUGGAAGCAAAACAAUGUUCACCCAACAUUUGAGAGUGAUCAUCUCACCUACAUAAUUGCUUUAUUGAUUUUGGGGGCUAGGGGGAGAUGAGAAAUUAAAACUAAUGAGUUGUCUUAAAAUCCUAAAACAAGCAUUUCUAGAUAAUUUUAUAUCGUCCAACUGGAUAUCCUUACAUGGAGAAGUCUGAACUAGCAUCCCUGUGAUUGAGAACAUGGACGUGCCAGUGCUUUGAGUCUUUGAGGGAGGAGAGCUUGAGCAGAUCUGACCAUCCCAAAGAGGAUUUCUGCUCUUCUUGUAGGCAUAGCAGAAAGGUUGCCUUAGAAGCCCAUCAACUUCUUCCCAGUUCAUGUGUGUAUAUGAUCACAGAACACAGUUUUUGAUUGUUGGGUUUUUAUAUAUAAAAAAGCCUCUUGUUUUAAAAUAAAGGAUCAACAUGUGCCAUGGUUUUGAAAAAAAAAAAUAGAGAAUAUACUCACUUGAUUUAUUUUUUCAGUGCUUUCAUAUAAGAGUCGAGCAGUGAUAUGUACAGAGAGUAUCUUUGAAUAUAAAAGUAAAAAUUUGCUGUGUGUAAAAUAUUAAACAAUUAACUGUUUAUAUUAAAAAUAAAUUCUGAAUAAAUUAUCCAAG
This is a messenger RNA of Pseudonaja textilis, 7838 nucleotides long. RefSeq names its product insulin receptor (gene INSR). Gene Ontology annotation, biological process: multicellular organism development; protein autophosphorylation; positive regulation of kinase activity. The record is from RefSeq and is a predicted model, not a curated record. NCBI's taxonomy places the organism in Eukaryota, Metazoa, Chordata, Lepidosauria, Squamata, Elapidae. Gene Ontology annotation, cellular component: plasma membrane; insulin receptor complex; axon. Gene Ontology annotation, molecular function: insulin receptor substrate binding; ATP binding; phosphatidylinositol 3-kinase binding.